AUGUCGAUGACCACGGUUCCGCUCGGUACCCUGUCCUUUCGCACGGCGUACGGCGCUGUCGAGCCGACCACCGUGUCUCGUCGCGCGCCUCGCUUAUGGACCCGCUGGGCAUGUGCGAUCGCGAUUGCGUCGCUCUUUGCGGCGUUCGGGUGCGUGCUCACGCUCCAGCAGCACGAUGACACCGUCGUCGUCAUUGUCGCCGUCGAGGAGCCCGACACACGCUUUGACGCGUUUUAUGCGCAGACGGCUGCGAUGCGCGACGACGCGAUCGAUCCGUGCCAUAACUUUUACCGGCACGCGUGCGGCGGCUGGCUCCAGAACGCCACCAUUCCUUCGGACGCCAACGCCGUCGACACGUCGUUUCGUGUGGUGGCCGAUGCCAACGCCAAGCUCAUCGAGCACAUCGUUCAGUCCAACCCGCCGGUGAUCGGACCGCUGUACCAGUCGUGCAUCUCGGUGGGCGCUGUCGACGACGCCGGUGUCGCGGCGGUCUCGGCCCAGCUUGCACACGUCGCGUCGCUUACGUCCAAAAACGACGUGUACGCCUACGCUGGCGCACUCUUCCGCUCGUCCCGCGUCAACGCCUUCUUCAGCCUCGAGGUGGUGGGCAACCCGACGAAUGCGACGACGAACGUGCUCUCGCUGUCCCAAGGCGGGCUUACGUUCCCCGGCCGCGACUACUACGUGGACGCGCACAAGCGGGCCAAGUACGCGCAGCUUUUUGUCGAGUACGUCACGAGCUUGGCGAGUGUCGACGCCUUUGCCCGGCACAACGUCACGGCUUUCACGCACCGCCUCUUGAAACUCGAGACGUCGUUUGCAACUAUGUCGGUCGCCAACGCCGCGCUCCGGGACCCGUGGGCGACAUACCACGCCUUCUCGCUCGCGGACCUCGAGGCCCAAUUCCCACACGUCGCCGCGUAUUUUCGCGGUGCGGGUGUGUACGAGACGCUUGCCAACUCGACGGCGCCGAUUGUGGUCUCGACGCCCGAUUUCUUUGCCUCCCAGGCCGCGCUCCUGGCCAGUGAUGACGUCGACUUGAACACGCUCAUCAAGUAUGUGAGCUUCCGCUUGAUCGACAGCCAGAGCCCUCUGCUUGGUGAGCGCUUUCGCGCUGCGAGCCACAAGUUUCACGGGACGCUCAGCGGCCUUGGCGUCGACAGCACGCGGGCCGACUACUGUCUCGGGCUCACCGAAGCGCACUUGGGUGCUGUCCUCGGGUCCUACUACCUGGAGCGGGUCUGGGACAAGAGCACCAAGGUCGCCGCCCGGUCGCUCAUCACUGAAAUCGAGGCGGCCAUGGGCAAUGUCCUCUCCAACGAACCGUGGCUCGAUGAGGCGACGCGCAAGGAAGGGCUGGCCAAAUUGCACCACAUCUUCAACCUCGUGGGCGGCCCCGAAGUCACGCCGCCGCUUCCGUUUGCCAUCAACAGCACAGGCUUUUUCGCCAACGUGGCGCAGCUGAAGGCGCACGAGAUGCAGAUCGCGCUCUCGUCGAUCGGUGCGCCGGUAGACCCGCAGGCGUGGGGCCUCGCAGCGUCGACCGUGAACGCCUACUACGACCCGAGCGCCAACAAGAUGGUGUUUCCGGCCGCGAUCCUCCAAGCGCCGUUUUACUCUGCCCAUGCCAUGCCCAUCAUCGCCAACUAUGCGCGCAUCGGCAUGGUCAUGGGCCACGAGCUCACGCACGGCUUUGACGACCAAGGCCGCAACUACGACGCCAACGGGAACCUCCGCAUGUGGUGGUCCCCGUCCGUGAGCAAGACGUUCGAUAUCAAGGCCGACUGCUUGGCGGCGCAGUACUCGUCGUUUGAAGUGACGACGCUGGACGCGUCAGCGCGCAUCGGGUUUGUCGAUGGCCGGCUCACGCUCGGCGAAAACAUCGCUGACAACGGCGGGCUCAAGCUCGCGUAUUUGGCGUAUGCGGCGACCCAAGCCCGUCCGGUCUCGAGGGCCGAGACCAAGUUGUACUUUACAGCGUUUGCCCAGGCGUGGUGCGAGAAGCGGUCCGAUGCGUACGCCGAACUGCUUCUUGGCCUGGACCCGCACUCACCUGGCAAGUGGCGCGUGAACGGCCCGCUCAUGAACUCGGCGCUCUUUGCCGAGACGUUCCAGUGUCCCGUCGGGUCGCCCAUGAACCCACCCCACAAGUGCGUCGUGUGGUGA
Messenger RNA from Saprolegnia parasitica CBS 223.65, 2166 nucleotides. RefSeq lists its product as hypothetical. The record is from RefSeq and is a predicted model, not a curated record. Gene Ontology annotation, molecular function: metalloendopeptidase activity. The coding region runs from base 1 to 2166 and encodes 721 amino acids. Gene Ontology annotation, biological process: protein processing. Gene Ontology annotation, cellular component: plasma membrane. The transcript has a single exon. Lineage: Eukaryota; Oomycota; Saprolegniomycetes; Saprolegniales; Saprolegniaceae.